Messenger RNA from Toxotes jaculatrix (banded archerfish), 3481 nucleotides. Its product is annotated as polypeptide N-acetylgalactosaminyltransferase 15-like. Gene Ontology annotation, cellular component: Golgi apparatus. The transcript is spliced from 10 exons. Lineage: Eukaryota; Metazoa; Chordata; Actinopteri; Toxotidae. The record is from RefSeq and is a predicted model, not a curated record. The coding region runs from base 267 to 2219 and encodes 650 amino acids.
CUGCCUGGUCUUGUCACUCGUUUCCCACGCAGGUCUGGUGCUCCAUGGAUACAGCUCUACUCCUCAGAGGACUGAUGAAUAUGUGCGAUUUAUUUCGUUUUCUAUUUAUCGGAUAAUCCCUGCAGACUCUCAUCACUUUGUCGAAAUGCAAUCGACAUCAGAGUUGAGGCAAUGCUCCAAAAUGUGGAAGUCAAGACAGCUCUGGGCUAACUUCUGAGCGCUGUACCCCCCCCCCCCCCCCCACUCUCUCCCCUGCACUCUCCAGUAUGAGGCUGUGGGGCAGAGCUACGUCUGCCCGGAGGAGGAUGCUCUGUCUCUGGUUGCUGCUUCUCGGGUUCGCCCUUGUCACCUUGGCGCUCUCUGACCUCUUCAACCGCGACAAAGGUCACAGUCAUCAGAAUCCUGGCCCUCCCCGCCGCCCCCUGCAGCGUUUCUCCAGUCCCCAGGACCUGGAGGUCAUCGUGGACUCCCGGGACCCUGCCUUAGAGCUCGGCGUCGAUCUCGCCCCGCUAAAAUCUCUACAAGAAGACCAACUUUUGUUCGUGCCAUCCACGCAGGGCACAAAGAGCCCGCCGCAGAAGAAGGGGAGUUACAAGGUGCUUCUGCCCGGAGCAAAUAAGGAGACCGCCGCUCCUGCGCCUCCGACGCACGGUGAAAUGGGGAAAGCGGUGCAGCUACACCUGGAAGGCUCGGAGAGGGACACGGAGCUGGCUGCUGUGCAGAAGUACGGGUUCAACGAGGUGGUCAGCGAGAAGAUUUCACUGCAUCGCAGGCUGCCUGAGGCGCGCCAUUCUGAGUGUUUGGGAGAGCAGUACAGCGAAUCGCUUCCGAAGGCAAGUGUUGUUAUCUGUUUCCAUGACGAAGCUUGGUCCACGCUCCUCCGCACCGUGCACAGCGUCCUCGAUACUGCACCCAAACAGUACCUGCAGGAGGUUCUGCUGGUGGACGACCUGAGCCAGCACGGUCACCUGAAGAGUGUGCUGAGUGAGUAUGUGUCACACCUGAAUGGGGUGCGUUUGAUUCGCAGCACCAAACGUCUGGGCGUUGGAGGGUGCCGUGCUCUGGGUGCUGGCAGGGCUGCAGGGGAGAUACUGGUGUUCAUGGACUCCCACUGUGAGUGCCAGAAAGGCUGGCUGGAACCACUGCUGGAGAGAGUAGCCCAGGACAGGACCAGAGUGGUGUCCCCCGUCAUGGAUGUGAUUGACUGGCAGACCUUUCAGUACAAUGCCACCCAGUGGCCAGUUAGAGGAGUGUUUGACUGGAGACUUGACUUCUACUGGGAAUCAAACUUUCCGCUGCAAGACAAGGGUCCAGACUCAGCUGUGCAACCUUUACGGACUCCAGCAUUAGGAGGCGGAGUUGUGGCCAUCGACAGACAUUUCUUUCAGAGUGUGGGAGCCUAUGACCCUGGGAUGCUGUUGUGGGGGGCGGAACAAAUUGAGCUGUCAAUCAGGGUGUGGUCAUGCGGGGGCUCCAUGGAGGUGCUUCCCUGCUCUCGUGUGGCCCACCUUCACCACCACCACCUGCCGUACCGCUUCCCAGACCAGGAUCUGCUUCAGAGGAACAAGAUCCGCAUUGCAGACACCUGGAUGGACGCAUACAGGAAGAUUUUCUACAGGAGGGACACACUGGCUCAUUUCAUCAGGCAGUCUGAGAGCCCUAACAUCACAGAGCGUCUGCGCCUGAAGAGGAGUCUGGGCUGUAGGAACUUCCACUGGUACCUGACCACAGUUUAUCCACAGCUCUACAUCCCCCAGGACAGACCCGCACUGUCGGGCGAGCUGUAUAAUGUCGGCACUGGCAGCUGUGCAGACUACCCUCGACUGCAGGGACCACAAGGUGGGCCUAUGAACAUAGCACCAUGCAGUGGGACGGGCAGCCAGCACUGUGAUCUAAACUCAGACGGUGAGGUACGAUGGGGUCCAAUGGGAGCUUUGUGUUUGGAUGCCAAAGGAGAGAGGGCGGUUCUCUCCCCCUGCCUCACCCAGAUACCAACCACCAGCAGAACCCAGUGGAAGUUCGUAAAGCUGAGCGGUCAACUCGUUCACCAGCAGUCGCAGUUAUGUCUGGAGGCUGUAAAGGACGGAAACCUCUCUCAGAGCAGCCCAAGAGAGGUCAGCACCCACUCCAGCACAGGAGGUCUCUUCCUACGCCCUUGCAUCCGUCACCCUAGACAACAGUGGCACUUUGAGCAACUGGUGGCGCCUAAAGGUACCUGAACCAGAGAGCACACAGGGACGGGUGGAUUUGAGAGAUAUGAAUCCAAGGCACAUAUUAUCAUUUAUUUACUAUGCAUAGUGGCAUACAGUACGUCCUUAGUGAAAUGGUGUAGAAAAAUAUACAAACUACUACUUGCUCCACUUUGCCACUCAGCUUCUUUGCUCCUGUUUUAAGGAUUGCAAAUAGCAUUUACUGUGUUAAAUAUUAAAAAAAAACCCAGAUGAUCUCUUAGUGAUAUCAGUUUUAGUAUCUUUUUAUUGUAAUGUAUAUUUAAUCAUACACAGUCUGAAAAAGUUGUAGAGGAAAUGAUCCUAGAUUAUCUAUUAUGUUUUACUUCAGUAAAUACUUUGAAUAAUUCAUGUGUAAAUGUUUUUCUCUAGUCUCUAACCAAAAUACAAAACUGUUUUCACACCUUAUCCGCUGUCAACAGCAGAGGGAGCCAUCUGCUUUCAUAAUCUACAGCCCACAACUGAUCAGUUUCUUGUUAUAAAUGAAAACCCUCCCCUUAUGAUUUACUUGUGAGAAUUUCCAGAAAGAUGAAUUUCCAGACUACCUUGUGGAAGUGAUGUCCUGAUGUACGUGUAGCUGAGAGGAGUGGAUGCUGUCUGUACCGAGCAAACCAGUGAUUGACAUCCAGAAAACAGUGUGUUUUUCUGUCCAACUAUCAAACUCAUAGCCCAAUAAAUCAUAAGCAAAGGUGCCAUUUAAGCCAUUGAUCCUAAGGUUAGGAUGGCGAAUGGCAGGCAGGGAAGGCCCUGAGCUCAUCCUCAGUAACUCUCUCCUUAACCCUCAGGCAGUCAGUGUUAGUAACUGCCUAUACUCUGUCACACAGUAAUGCUCUUCUUAACCUAUGAUGCACUUAGCCCAGUCAAGUACACAGCACCUUUUCAAUAAAAACCAGUCAUAUGGUACGUCCUCAGCUUCGAGGCAUAGGUCAAAGACUUGGACAAACCACGUGUUGUUGAUUAGCAUGUUUUCUCUCAGUUACAUAACUAUUGGCUGUUGUAGCCUUUCUCUUGGCUGUUGUAAAAGAGGAGCAACAUCUCUCUGCUGUGGGUCUUCAGAGGACGGCAAGAGGUCACAGACUCAUUGCCUGGCUGACGUCAGUAUGAAAAUCCUUGUUGGAAGAUUAAAGAUCGCAGGACAUGCUAUAAGUAUAACAUAUGAGAAAGGAAAAGAUAAAGCCCCAAUAGCAUGUUUGGGGUCCAGGAGACACUGGGCCCUUUUUUCAUUGGCUAAAAAACAAACUUGACAUUGAAAA